Molecule: messenger RNA, 1252 nt
Organism: Bufo bufo (common toad)
Lineage: Eukaryota; Metazoa; Chordata; Amphibia; Anura; Bufonidae
Gene: AHSG
Product: alpha 2-HS glycoprotein
Exons: 9
Coding region: 49-1020 (323 amino acids)
Biological process (GO): negative regulation of endopeptidase activity
Cellular component (GO): extracellular matrix; extracellular region; blood microparticle
Molecular function (GO): cysteine-type endopeptidase inhibitor activity
Source: RefSeq, a predicted model, not a curated record
ACUAUUUCCCUCUAACUGUCUCCAGAGGCAAUCCAGACACGCUGUAACAUGAUGAAGAUACUGAUCAUUUUGGCAUCACUACUCCUUUGCCAGGCUGUGGUACUACCUUUAACACAGACUGGUCGUGUUGUAAACUGUGAUGAUCCAGAAGUGCAUGAAGGAGCUAAUUUAGCCGUUAAACACAUUAAUAGUCAGCACAGAACUGGAUAUAAGUUUGCCUUAGAUCGGGUUGAAAAUGUCCACGUGCGGUCUUCGGCACUUGGAGAAUUUUUUUACCUAGAGUUAGAUCUCUUGGAGACUGUAUGUCCAUCUCUGAGUCCAGAACCACUAAUGAAUUGUUCUGUGAGGCCGAUAACUGAACAGGCAGUGGAAGCGGACUGUGAUGUCAAACUUCAGAAGCAAAAUGGCACCUUUACAGUCCUUAGAACCAAGUGCAAAUCUGAAUUAGAUUCAGCAGAAAACUUACUCAGACCAUGUCCUGGCUGCCUGUUGGCACCUCUUAAUGAUACCCAGGUUGUGCAUGCAGUUGAUGUGUCCCUUAAGAAAUUUAAUGGUGGGAACAACACAGUAUUUUACCUUCUCCAUGAGAUUGGCCGAGGAAGAAUUCAGUCUGGUAUCAGUAAUUCAGUACAUGUUGAGUAUAUUAUCACAGCAAGUAACUGUACUAUAGAUGAUGUCAAUGCUGGAGUUGACCCUUGUGUGAAGGAAACCGGAGUCAAUGCUCAUAUCGGAGUUUGCACUGGUUCAGUUGUGAAACACCAGGGAGCAGUGGAUGAAGAGGUUACUGUAACAUGUACAAUCUAUGAACCUCAGGUGAUAGAAGUUGCUGCACCUCCGCCACCUCUGGCACUACCACAGACACAACGUGUUCAUUCACAUUUCCACCAUAGCCUUCACCUGGACCCUCAGUCAUCUGAAUCCAACUCUGCUGAACAAGCUCAUCACGCUGUGAGAAGGUCACUUACAAAGGAACCUUGGCCACAUCUUCCCUUGUGUCCUGGCAGGAAACUACACCACUAAAAUGCAGAAAACUAAAAGGCUUAUUGUAGAGAGCUAGAACCAGCCCUGUACCUCACAUGGUUUCAGAGAUCUCCACAAUUAUUUAUGCAAUUGGUCUGCUAAUUUAUUUCUGACUGGCAGCUCAGUCGACAUGUCCUUUCCCAGAGAUGUGUCAUUUCUGCUCCAGCUCUCUCCCUACAGUUGUCACAUCUUCCUACAGUAGAUACCGCUGGUGGCACUGGUGGUAAAAGGA